GGCAGCGACGCCCCACUUGCCGCUACUGCUGGCGCAGCUAUCGCUCUCGUCAGGACCUGCUUCGUACAAACCAAAAUAGGGGACGACGAAUGAGGCAACGAACGAUUCGAUUUGCAGCCAAACGCAUUGCACUCUGGUGACUCGUUGAAUCGUGUUGGUGCGUCCAGCGGUUCGACUAACACUGCUACGGCACCCAACUGACGAGGACUUCGACAGCGGACGAGGGCUGCUACCUUGUCCGAGUGCCCACGACGGAUGGGACGCCAGAACGACGGUACACGACGACAUGCUGCGCCUCCAGGUCCUCCUGUUUACACGUUUGACUGCGAAGGAUUCAACAAACGGAUUGCUGCAGUCGCGAGGGUUGAGUCGGGCCGUUGGCAGUCGACAAAAUCAAGUAAGCUCAAGCAAAGGGUGGACAUGUGUGACUGGUCGUGACAGUCGGCGCUUCGUGGACCCAUCACCGAGACAGCUUUGCGUCGAGGGUGCUUGGUAUAUACGCGGUACACACUCAUUCUCGAUUAACUUUCGACAUCGCUGUCAUGGCACCGUCGGUGACACGUCCACCACGUCGCGAGGCGAUGCUUUCGAUCCAACGAGGGCGUCCAGAUCAUUGUACGAACGUUUGGUGGCCUUUCACAUGGCAAAACGUGUUCCAAGCAUAGACAAGGUCACGAUGCUGCAUACGCGACGCGAUGGUCGAUGCUCGAGAUGAACGAUGGGGUGUAUCUCGCCUCCUGUGAUGUCGUCGUCUGAAUCACGCGGUGCUCGGUCGACCGGAAUGUCCUCAGCGAGUGAACCAGCGAGACAAUGGGUGUCAUAGCAAAUACGAAGUCGAUUGGUCCGGACUCCUGCAGCUUGGGCCACAUGCCCUGCAUCCACCGCGGCAACCGGGAUGUUCGCCCAGCACGCCUUGUGCACGAACAACGCACAUACGCGAAGCCAAUCU
Aphanomyces invadans is the source of this 949-nucleotide messenger RNA. RefSeq lists its product as hypothetical. The transcript has 2 exons. Bases 287 to 715 code for a protein of 142 amino acids. The record is from RefSeq and is a predicted model, not a curated record. NCBI's taxonomy places the organism in Eukaryota, Oomycota, Saprolegniomycetes, Saprolegniales, Verrucalvaceae.